Messenger RNA from Neltuma alba, 6607 nucleotides. Its product is annotated as nuclear-pore anchor. Bases 114 to 6377 code for a protein of 2087 amino acids. NCBI's taxonomy places the organism in Eukaryota, Viridiplantae, Streptophyta, Magnoliopsida, Fabales, Fabaceae. The record is from RefSeq and is a predicted model, not a curated record. The transcript has 48 exons. Gene Ontology annotation, cellular component: nuclear pore. Gene Ontology annotation, molecular function: structural constituent of nuclear pore. Gene Ontology annotation, biological process: mRNA export from nucleus; protein import into nucleus.
AAAUUUGCUCUCCCUCUUCUGUUUCUCCUGGCUUCGUUCGUCUUUUUUCUCUUUCACAUUCUGUUCCAACUCGCAGGCUGAUUGCGGCGAAUUAGGGCAUCGCCGGUGUAAAAAUGCCCCUAUUUCUCUCCGAUGAGGAGUUCUCCCGUUGCUCCAACAACGCUGCUGCGGUGGCCGAGAAGGCCGACGCAUUCAUUCGCAGCCUUCUCAACGAACUCGAGACUGUUAAGGCCAAGGCUGAUGCUUCUGACAUCAACGCUGAGCAGAACUGUUCUCUCAUAGAGCAGAAGUACCUUUCUCUUACUUCUGAAUUCUCAAAGCUCGAGUCUCAUGUUGCUGAACUCCAAGCAACUCUUGAUCAACGCCUUGCUGAACUCGCUGAAGUUCAAACGCAGAAGGAGAAAAUUCAUUUGCAAUCUAUUGAGAAAGACCGGGAGAUAGAGAGGUUAAGGACAGAGGUGAGUGAAUUGCAUAAGUCGAAAAGGCAGUUAAUUGAGUUGAAUGGGCAAAAGGAUUUGCAGCUUAGUGAGAAGAAUGCCGCCAUCACGAGCUAUCUCGAUAAGAUUGUCAAGUUGUCUGAAAAUGCUGCUCACAAGGAGUCUCGUUUGAGUGAACUUGAGGCAGAGUUGGCCCGGUCCCGUGCUGAAUGUACUCGUCUUUCUCAGGAGAAAGAGAUUGUUGAGAGACAAAAUGCGUGGCUGAAUGAUGAGUUGACUACUAAGGUUAACAGUUCCUUUGAGAUGCGCAGAAAACAUACUGAGUUGGAGGCUGAUAUGAAAUCUAAGCUUGCAGAUGUAGAGAGGCAAUUGAGUGAAUGCUCUAAAUCUCUACAGUGGAACAAGGAUAGAGUGAGAGAGUUAGAAAUGAAGCUUCAAUCUACGCAUCAGGAAUUAAUUUCAGCAAAAGAUUCUGCUGCAGUUAAUGAACAGAAAUUGUAUAAUGAGCUCUCAACUGUCAAUAAGCUUAAUGAACUAUACAAAGUAAGUUAUGAGGAAUCGUCCAGAAAGGCAACAGAGCUUGAGGGUGUGAUUAAGGCAAUGGAGUCUCAUCUGAAACAAAUUGAAGAUGAUUAUAAACAGAGACUUGAGAAGGAAUCUGCUGCUCGAAAACAGUUUGAAAAGGAGGCUGCUGAAUUGAAAGCAAAGCUUGAGUCAUGUGAAGCCGAUAUUGAAAGAAGUAAGAAAAAUGAUCGGAAUCUUCUUCCACACAGUGGUUUCAACCCUGAACCGUGGCUGGUAUCAAGUGAAAGCAGUGACUUAGUUGAGGAAAGUAACAUGCUAGUCCCUAGAAUUCCUGCUGGUGUGUCUGGAACAGCAUUAGCUGCUUCCCUUCUGCGUGAUGGAUGGAGUUUGGGGAGAAUGUAUGCAAAAUACCAGGAAGCUGUUGAUGCACUGCGGCAUGAGCAACUGGGUAGGAAGGAAUCUGAGGCAAUUUUGCAAAGGGUUCUAUAUGAGUUAGAGGAGAAAGCAGAAGCCAUUAUAGAUGAAAGAGCUGAACAUGAAAAGAUGGUUGAGGCAUACUCUUUGAUGAACCAAAAAUUGCAAAACUCCCUUACUGAAAAGGCAAUCUUAGAGAAGACUAUCCAGGAACUAAAGGCUGACCUCCGAAGGCAUGAACGAGACCAUAACUUAGCUCAGAAAGAGAUUAUUGACCUUCAAAAACAGGUGACAGUUCUCUUGAAGGAAUGCCGAGAUGUACAACUUCGUUGUGGAUCAAUUGGGCUUGACACUAUUGAUGAUGCUGCUGCAAAUGGCCUAUCAAGAGCAGAUACAGAGACUGACGCUGAAAAAGUUAUCUCAGAGCACCUUUUGACCUUCAAGGAUAUAAAUGGGCUAGUUGAGCAGAAUGUGCAACUUAGAAGCCUUGCAAGAAGUCUCUCUGACCAGAUAGAAAAUAAGGAGUUGGAGUUCAAGGAGAAACUUGAUAUGGAGCUCAGAAAACAUACUGAAGAAGCAUCUAAUAAAGUGACAGCUGUCCUGCGGAGAGCAGAAGAGCAAGGGCGUAUGAUUGAAUCACUUCAUGCAUCUGUUGCAAUGUACAAGAGGUUGUAUGAGGAGGAACAUAGUCUUCAUUUAUCUCAUUCAAGUCCUACUGAAGCUCCUACAGCUGACUCAGAUGGAGGGCGGAACAACCUUAAAAAUAUAAUUGAAAGCGCACAGGAAGCUACUAAAAAGUCCCUUGAAAGGGCUAUGGAGCGUGUAAGGUGUCUUGAGGAUGAUCUAGCAAAAUCUAGGAGUGAGAAUAUUAUACUACGAUCUGAACGUGACAAGUUGGCACUUGAAGCAAAUUUUGCUAGAGAUAGGCUUGACAGCUUCUUGAGAGAAUUUGAACACCAGAAAGCUGAAACCAACGGCAUAUUAGCAAGAAAUGUGGAGUUUUCUCAACUAAUUGUAGACUAUCAACAAAAAUUGCGUGAAAGUUCUGAGUCGUUGAAUGCUGCUGAGGAGUUCUCCCGAAAGCUGAAUAUGGAGUUGUCUAUGUUGAAGAAUGAAAAGGAAAUUAUAUCAAAUGCUGAAAAAAGAGCAUCUGAUGAGGUUCGCAGUUUAUCUGAGAGGGUGCAGCGCCUGCAGGCUAGUUUGGGUACUAUACAGAGUGCUGAGGAAAUCCGAGAGGAGGCAAGAGCUGCAGAGAGGAUGAAACAGGAAGAAUAUAUACAAAAAUUGGAGAGGGAAUGGGCUGAGGCCAAGAAAGAGUUACAAGAAGAGCGAGAAAGUGUGCGGACACUCACACUAGACCGUGACCAGACUGUAAAAAGUGCAAUGAGACAGGUUGAAGAGUUGGGCAAGGAGGUAGGUAAUGCAUUGCGUGCCAGUGCAUCUGCUGAGUCUAGGGCUGCUGUUGCGGAGGCAAAACUCUCCAGUCUUCAGAGAAAAUUGAGUUCCGUUGAUGACAAGCAUGUCGAAAUGGAUGGAGCAAGUGGGUCAGGCACCUUGUCUAAUGAUGAGAUUGUUGCUGAAUUGCAUGCUGCGAAACAGGAGAUUGAAAAAUGGAAAGAGGAAGCACAGGCUAAUAAAUCUCACAUGCUGCAGUAUAAGAGCAUUGCUGAGGUAAAUGAGGACGCUCUGAAGCAGAUAGAAGUUGUACAUGAGAACUUCAAGAUUGAGGCUGACAAUGCGAAAAAAGCCCUAGAAGCUGAACUUGGUUCUCUGAGAGAGAAGGUUUCAGAGCUUGAAAAUGAAACUAGUUUGAAAUCAGAAGAGGUGGCAUCUGCAGCUGCGGGAAAAGAAGAGGCUCUGACAUCUGCAAUGGCUGAAAUCUCAAAUCUAAAACAAGAAAUUUUAGCUAAAUCUUCGGAAAUUUCAGCAAUGGAAAUUCAGAUCUCUGGCUUAAAAGAAGACCUAGACAAGGAGCAUCAAAGAUGGCGUGCAACUCAAACCAAUUAUGAAAGACAGGUUAUUCUUCAGUCUGAGACAAUUCAAGAGUUGACGAAAACAUCACAAGCACUAGGAACACUGCAAGAGGAGGCAGCGAAAUUACGUAAAUUGGCCGAUACCAUGAAAACUGAAAACAAUGAAUUGAAGGUCAAGUGGGAAGAGGAGAAGGCGGUGCUGGAGAAGUCUAAGAAUGAUGCUGAGAGGAAGUAUGAUGAAAUCAACGAACAGAAUAAAAUACUGCAUAGCCGACUGGAAGCUUUGCAUAUCCAAUGGGCUGAGAAAGAACGUAAUACUGCCGGCAUUUCCUCCACAAGUAGUAGUGCAGAUGCAAUUGGUGAUGCUGGUCUUCAAAAUGUGAUUAGUUAUCUUCGACGUUCGAAAGAAAUUGCAGAAACAGAAAUUUCCUUGUUAAAACAGGAAAAGCUGCGAUUACACUCCCAGCUUGAGAGUGCUCUCAAGGCAGCAGACUCUGCACAUGCAUCACUAGAAGCUGAGCGUGCUAAAUCAAAAUCAUUGUUGUUCAGUGAAGAAGAGUUCAAAUCAUUGCAGCUUCAGGUUAGAGAGCUGUGCUUGCUUCGUGAGAGCAACAUGCAGCUUAGAGAAGAAAAUAAGCACAAUUUUGAGGAAUGUCAGAAAUUGCGUGAAGUAGCUCAAAAGGCAAGAGCUGAGACAGAGAUUGUGGAGAAUCUACUGAGGGAGAAAGAGAUUGAGUUAGAAGGAUGCAAGCAUGCAAUUGAAACACUUAAAAUGGAAAAGAACAAUCUGGAUUACAAGGUUUCUGAGCUGCUUGAAAGGUGUAAACAUAUUGACGCGGAAGAGUAUGAUCGAAUGAAGAAUCUUGUUCGGGAUAUGCGGGAUAAACUGAAAGAGAAGGAUGCACAAGCAGAUGAAAUGGGGAAGAGUCUUUCGGAAAAACAGGAUUUAUUAUCACACCUGGAGCAGGAUCUUUCUAAGUGCAAGUUGGAGCUGGAAGAGAGAGAAAAGAGGAUAAAUGACGUUUUGCAAACUGAGACUACCCUAAAGCUGGAUGUGGAAAGACACAAAAAAUUGCUGGCUCAAUUCAAGAAGAGGAUGGAUAGUUUGUCCAGGGAAAAGGAGGAACUUGGGAAAGAAAAUCAACAACUGUCUAAGCAGUUAGAAGAAAUCAAGCAAGGGAAGAGGCCCGUCAGCGAUGCAACUGGUGAUCAGGCCAUGAAGGAGGAAAAGGACACCAAAAUACAGAUUUUGGAGAAACAUGUGGAGAAACUGAGGGAUGAACUAAAGAAAGAGAAGGAAGAGAAUCGAAUGGAGAAAGGAAGGCGAAUGAAGAAUGAAAAGGCUAUAAGGGACUCUUACAGCAAUGUUGAACAGGAGAAAACGAAGUUCUUAAAUGAACUGGAGAGGCAUAAAGAGGCAGUGAAACGGUUAUCAGAUGAAAUUGAGAAGCUUAGGCUUAUAAUAGGCAACCUUCCCCAGGGAACCAACGUGGCUCAACUUCUUUCUGGCUCCAACACAGACGAGCUUGCUUCUCCUUAUAUAUCAGUUGUUGAAAACUUUGAAAAGGAAGCUCAGUUAGUAUUCUCUGAGCUUGGAGGUCGUGUUAAUCCGGGUGAUGCAACUUCAGUUACUGAUGCUUCAGGCGGUGCUGCAGGUUCUCUGGUCUCCGUUCAAUCUCCUGGCAUUGUCUUAAGCGCCCCUGGAGCAAGCAGUUUACCACCUAAAGCAACUGAAGAAAGUAAGAAAAAACUUGUUUUACCUAAAACUCAUGUUGAACCCCGUAAAACAGGUAGGAGAUUGGUCAGGCCUCGUCUUGGGAAACCUGAGGAGCCACAAGGUGAUAAAGAAAUGUCAGAAGCUGAAGGACCUCAGACUGCAAGCAAGCCUGGUGACACAGACACUCAGGGCAAUCAUUCUCAACUACCCCAAUCAAUGGUUCGUAAGCGUGUUGCUCCUACCUCCACCUCCGAGUUACAUGAUGAAUUAGUGCAACCUGGUGAGAACAACUCAGAUGUUGGUUUGCUCUCUGUGAAAAAAUCAAAGGGUUCAGAGUCCCCGCAGGAAAGUGCUGAAGGACAACCUGCUGCAACUCCAGAACACACUGGCAGUCAACCAAUCACUGAAGAGCCAAUUGAUGGCGGUGAGCUACUUCAGGGUCAAAAUGAGGAAGCCAUUGAAGCUCAGAAUGAAGAAGGCGAGGUUAUUGUUGAGAAAGUUGAGUCAGAUCCGCAGAAUUUAGAUAGUGUGAUUCAAGAGGAAUCACAAGGGGACAAGAGCAGCGUGUUAGAGGAGAAUUUGGAUCGAACGGUUGAGGCAAAAGUGACUUCUGAUGAUAUGCAGAGAGAUCAGGGGGAGCCAGACCACCAGCAGUCAGCAAUGGAGGUUGAGAGUGAGAAAGAAGAGGGAGAAUUACCAGAGGGUGCAGACGUUGAGGGUGGUAAUGAUGCAUCUAACCUUGCAGAUACCCAAGAAAUCCGGGAAGGUCAAUCCGAGCCAGCGGCAACCCCUGAACCUUCCCAGACUGCAGUUGAUGAAGAAGCACUGGAAGCUGGUGAGAUCAAUUCACCUGAGCUUUCAACCGAUGAUAAGAAUGACGACAAGAAUGAGGAAGGUGAGGUGGCUGAGGAGGCUGCUGAUGGUUCUGAUAAGUCAAACGAUGCCAGUGACCUGAUUGCAGCUGAGGCUGAUCAGGUGGCUGAGCCCGCACCCACGCCUAGUACAACUGAGGGCGCUUCAACUGGCAAUGCUGCAGAAAGUAGCUCCUCUAGAAUCAUACCUGUUUCUAGACAAGGCACCACUAGCGGUGCCCCAGAAACUGAAACGGUAAAACAGGCUUCGCCCGUGGGUAAUACUUCAACAACCAUAAAUUUAUUAGAACGAGCAAGGGAAAGGGCUCAAAUGAGACAGGCUGGGGUGGUUUCUACAAUAGCAAGAGGCCGUGGAAGAGGAGCACCCAGAGGUCGAGCUACCCGAGGUGGCCGUGUUGGUGGGCGCAGGCAACCACCUGGCGAUGCCAAACCUAAUUAACCCAAGUCUGGAAUUAGACGGUAAAAUAUUUUUGUGUAGGUCGACGUUACUGUCACUCAUUGACGGCAUUAUAUUUCUCAUGUAAAUACUUUGCCAAUUUUGCUCAUAUUGAACAGCGUGAUCUGAUUUAUUGCCACUAAACUUAGAACUGCCAUGUCCUUUGAGUUUAGCUUUAUUGGCAGAAGAUUUUUUAUGCUCAUGCGUAAUGAAGUGCAGUGUCUCAUGACAAA